AUGGCGCUCGCCUAUGUGGGGGCGCGCGUGUAUGGCCUCGCGCCGCAGGGCGCGUGGGACGACGUAUACGUUAGUGCGGCACUCGCAGAUGUACUGAGGCAUGGCGAGGUGAGUGGCGCGCCGCUCGCGGUGUCGGUCGCGUCGGCGAACGACGCGCGUGCAAAGCACGUCUCGCUGCUCGCGGCCGGCGUCGUGAGCUGGGCGCAGAUCGCGCCGCCCGACAUGGAAGACUCGUUCGAGAUGGAGCGCGGUGGACUCGCCGUGUUUGUGCCACUUACGCCGACUUGGCGCACGAUCACUAUGGAAGAGACGGCCGUCGUGCGCGCGGUGGUGCCGGUGCCGCUCACGGCGGCGUACCUUGCCGUGGAGCCCGACGCCCUCGAAACCAUCGGCAAGGACCAGGACGUGCUGCGCCGGACGCUCCACGGACGCAUCCUGCGUACGGGCGAGACGAUGCACGCCGGUUUUGCGAUGCGCAGCGUCCUCACCGAGCCGGUGCUGCAGGGCGUGGUCGACUGUGCCACGACCGAGCUCUACCUUGUCCAAGAUACCGCCGGAAGCAAAGAGACUAUGGACGUCCAGGCGGACCCGGUGCUCGAUGAGACGUUUUUGGAGCGCGCGCUCGCUCGCUCGACCGUGACCGACGACCGCGACGGACUCGCGACGCACGCCAGCACGCUCACGGCCUCGGCGGCGCUCCAGCCCGAGUGGGUCGACGAGGCGCUCGCGCGGUGGCAUCGCACGAGCGGCAGCGACGUGUAUGUAGACCCGGAGAGCGUCGUGCUCGUCAGCGACACGACCCUCGCGGAGCUCGCGGCCUUCAACGGCGACUGGGCGCUGGCCGAAGUGCGUGGCGCCGACCGCCCGCGCAUGGUGCGCCUGCUGGCUGCUCCGCCGCACCGCGCGUCCGCGACGUACGUCCCGCCGACGCUCGCAAUGAACCUCGCGGGCGACGCAUCGCUCGACAGCGACAUUGCACUGACGCUGCACCCGCUGCCGACCAACGUCGCAGACGAGCUCGAUACGCUGCGCCACGGCGACGCGGCGAUGCAGGCGCUCGCGGGCGCUGCAGCACAGCCGCCGCUCAUGCCACGCGCCGAGGCGCUGAGCGUCGCGCGUAUUGCGUCGCCCAUUGCGACCGACCGCGCCUUUGACGCACAGUGCCUCGACGCGCUCCGCCGCCACCUCGAGCACCGCCCACGCAUCCUCAAGAAGGGCGACGUAUUUGCCGUGCCGGUCGCCACGUCGCGCGCACGCUUCGAGCAGGCCGACGCCGAGCAGGACGGGCCGUCGGAAAGCGCCCGCGAAAUCGCACGCACCGCGCAGCUGCCGGGCCCCCUUGCGCCGACGUACGCGCGCACAGCCGUGUACUUUUGCGUGACCGAGCUCGAGGCGGACCUCGAAGACCCCGAGGCGGUCGCCGCACGCAUCCCAGAGAGCGCGCCCGCGCUCGAGCGCUGGUACGCGACGCUUGCCGCGUCCCGCCGCAUGGACAGCGCAGGGUGCUGGGCGGAUGCGACGCACACGCGCAUCGUCCAAACUGGCCUCGAGCAGCGCCGCGUCGCGAAUGUCGGCGCGUGGCUCGGCCUGACGAGCGACACCUAUCCCUACCCCGGCAAGGACACGCCGCUGACGGCCGAAGGCAGCGUCUUUUCGCGGUACGUCCAGCUGGUGCGUGCCGCGCUCUCGCCGAGUGCGCAGCGGCUCGGCGUGCACCUUGCCAUCCUCCUCGAAGGCGCCGCCGGCUCGGGCAAGCGCAUGCUCACGCGCUGGGUCGCCGAGUGUGCCGGCGUGCACCUUCUCGAGCUGAACUGCUUCGAACUGGUGUCUGAUACCGACGCGCACACCGAAGGCAUCCUGCGCGCCAAGUUUGAGCGUGCUCGCACGUGUGCGCCGUGCAUCAUCCUCCUGCAAAACGUCGAUACACUGGCCAAGAAAGGGCAGAACGAGGGGCAGACGACGGCUGUCGUCAAGAUGCUGCAGCGGUGCAUGGAGCCGGACGAGGAGAGCGGCCCGAUCUUUUUUGUUGGCACGACCGAAGACGCGGAGCGGUGUCCCCCGGUGCUCCUUGCGUGCUUCAACCAGACGUUAAAGCUCGACCCGCCCGCCGAGCCGGAGCGCAGGCAGCUCCUCGACCUCGCGUUGCAGCGCUACGCGGUCGCGGCCGACGUCGACACCAAGCUGCUUGCAGUGCAGACGGCGGCGCUCCUCCCUGCCGACCUCACCGAGGUCGUGGAGCGUGCGCGGCUCGCGUCCGCGACGCGUCUCGCCACCGCGCUGGAACUCAACGAAAAUGUGUGGACGAUGGCAGACAUUGCGGCGGCGCGCCCGGUCCUCGUCCAGUCCGAUCUCGACAAGGCCCUGGGCCAUGUGCGUGCGAGCUACAGCGAAAGCAUCGGCGCGCCCAAGAUUCCCAACGUCACCUGGGACGACGUCGGUGGCCUCGCGAGCGUCAAGAACGAGAUUCUCGACACGGUCCAGCUUCCGCUCGAGCACCCCGAGCUCUUUUCAGACGGCGUCAAAAAGCGCAGCGGUGUGCUCCUCUACGGCCCACCGGGUACCGGUAAAACGCUGCUGGCCAAGGCGGUCGCGACGACCUGCUCGCUCAACUUCUUCUCGGUCAAGGGCCCAGAACUGCUCAACAUGUACAUUGGUGAGUCGGAGGCGAAUGUCCGCCGUGUCUUUCAGCGUGCGCGCGAUGCCAAGCCGUGUGUCAUCUUCUUUGAUGAGCUGGACUCUGUUGCGCCGAAGCGCGGCAACCAGGGCGACUCGGGCGGCGUGAUGGACCGUAUCGUGAGUCAGCUCCUCGCCGAGCUCGACGGUAUGGCGAGUGGCUCGGCAGCGAGCGACGUGUUUGUCAUCGGUGCGACCAACCGCCCAGACCUGCUCGACCCUGCGCUGCUCCGCCCCGGCCGUUUCGACCGUAUGCUCUACCUGUCCGUCGCCGAGACCCACGACGCGCAGCGCAACAUUCUCCAGGCGCUCACGCGCAAGUUUACGCUGGACGAGGACGUGGGCGACAUGACUGUCAUUGCCGAGCAGUGUCCGUUCAACCUGACCGGUGCCGACUUUUACGCGCUGUGCUCGGAUGCUAUGCUCAAGGCUAUGACGGAAAAGGCCGAGGAAAUCGAUGCCAAGGUCGCCGAGCGCAACAAGGAGCCGCGCACGGGCGACCGCGUGCACUGGCCCGUGCCGCUCACACCGCAGUUCUACCUUGCUGAGCUCGCCGAGCCGAGCGAAGUGCAGGUGCGCGUGCACCGCCGCCACUUUGAGCAGGCCCUCGCAGAGCUCUCGCCGUCGGUCAGCGAGCAGGAAAUGGCGCACUACCGCGAAGUCCAAAAGCAGUUCUCGCAGCCCGAGGACAAUAAGGAGUCUGAAACUACUACGGCACAGCCCAAAGGCAAGGGUACCAAGCCUUUUGGCCAAGGCAAGGGCAAGGCCUCCGAGCCGGAAGCCCAAAGCGCUACACCUCCCCAGGGACCGCCAGGCCCGGAUUCUCUGCCUGCGGCAGGUGCUGCGGCUGCCGCAGGCGCUACCGCAGGCGCUACCGCAGAGCCUGCCGGCUCUGCCGCAGCGCCUCCGCAAGAAGUACCCCGGUCCGGCCAGGGCAAAGGCAAAGGCAAGGCCCGUGCUCCGUAG
Malassezia japonica is the source of this 3639-nucleotide messenger RNA. It is a transcript of the gene PEX6, whose product is annotated as peroxisomal assembly protein. Bases 1 to 3639 code for a protein of 1212 amino acids. NCBI's taxonomy places the organism in Eukaryota, Fungi, Basidiomycota, Malasseziomycetes, Malasseziales, Malasseziaceae. The record is from RefSeq and is a predicted model, not a curated record. Gene Ontology annotation, cellular component: cytosol; peroxisomal membrane. The transcript has a single exon. Gene Ontology annotation, molecular function: ATP binding; ATP hydrolysis activity. Gene Ontology annotation, biological process: protein import into peroxisome matrix.